AACCCUCCUUGUCCCCUAAUUCUCCCGUCUCUGAGUUCCGUUCAGCUUAAAAAUGAAUUCAAUGGCUGCUAAAAUCGUCAAAUUUUUACGCGUCUCUCCUGCCACAACACCCUGUUCUUCCCUUGUCAUGGGUGUGCAAGGAAGCUCUAGGUUGUGUUAUUCAACUGGUACAUUUCUUAGUGAUGACGAUGGGCCUGUAAGUAAUAAAGAAGCUAUAGAAAUUGAUGAUGAUGAUUUUCUUCCCGCAAAGCCCGAUUUGCAGUUGCAAAGUGUGGAUCCCAGAAAGGGCUGGAAUUUUCGGGGUGUGCACAAGGCUAUUAUAUGUGGCAGAGUUGGGCAAUCUCCCGUGCAGAAAAUAUUGAGAAAUGGCCGAACUGUAACUAUCUUCACAGUUGGAACAGGUGGCAUGUUCGAUCAGAGAAUCACGGGAGACAGAAACUUGCCUAAGCCUGGUCAGUGGCAUAGGGUCGCGGUGCACAAUGAUAUGCUUGGGCAGUACUCCGUUCAGCAACUUACCAAAAACUCCUCAGUCUACAUUGAGGGUGAUAUUGAAACCAGAGUCUAUAAUGAUAGUCUCAGCGGUGAAGUUAAAAGCAUACCAGAAAUUUGUGUGCGCAGAGAUGGGAGGAUUCGGCUUAUAAAAGGUGGUGAAAGUGUCAGCAGUAUCUCUAUUGAUGAGCUCCGAGAAGGAUUGCUGUAGAAGCUCAUUGGUAAAUUUAUCCACAUAUAGCAAGCAGUUGGGAGUGGAGGAAGCAGCUGAGGAGUAACGUGUUGUUUGAAAAAUAUUCUGCAGUGACAUAAAAGUAUUUUCUGUUCCAACUGUCACUUGAAUAAUGUCAGAUAUUACUUUGCCUUCCAACGACUAGUGUCCAUCUUCUCUCGCUUGUAUUUUGUUCAGAUAUGUACUAGUGUAAAUUUGUUUCUGCUUCGCCCAUGGCUCAUCUUAAACUCACAGAUCUUUCCAUCUUCACUUCUAUCUCAAUCUCAGCCUUUCCACGGCCAA
This is a messenger RNA of Nicotiana attenuata, 1003 nucleotides long. RefSeq names its product single-stranded DNA-binding protein, mitochondrial. Gene Ontology annotation, cellular component: mitochondrial nucleoid. Gene Ontology annotation, biological process: positive regulation of helicase activity; mitochondrial DNA replication. Lineage: Eukaryota; Viridiplantae; Streptophyta; Magnoliopsida; Solanales; Solanaceae. The record is from RefSeq and is a predicted model, not a curated record. The coding region runs from base 53 to 700 and encodes 215 amino acids. Gene Ontology annotation, molecular function: single-stranded DNA binding. The transcript has 6 exons.